Anarrhichthys ocellatus (wolf-eel) is the source of this 4548-nucleotide messenger RNA. It is a transcript of the gene mdfic, whose product is annotated as MyoD family inhibitor domain containing. The record is from RefSeq and is a predicted model, not a curated record. Bases 389 to 1231 code for a protein of 280 amino acids. Lineage: Eukaryota; Metazoa; Chordata; Actinopteri; Perciformes; Anarhichadidae. The transcript is spliced from 5 exons.
UCCUCAGCGAACUACCGCCUCUGAGCGUCGAGAGCGUCGAGAGGACUGUUAUUGAUAGUUUGUCAUACGACAACAACAUCUGGACGAAGUUGGACCCGGGACACACUGGCUGCUAAAAGUUCCCCGGAGAAAAGUUUUUGAACGCUAAAGUUACUUUUUCACCCAGUUUCGUCUCUUUUUUUUUUUUUUCUCUCCUACAUUUCGGGGAAGGAGUCGGAGGAAGCAAGGAUGGGAAUAAGUCCGAUUUGAAGCGAGGGAGUUGUCAUGUUUGAAAGCCUCAGCUGAUGAUGACACACUGGUUUUCACACCGCUGAGGGGAAGGGAGGAGAUCUUCUUCUACUUUCUUCUGCGUGUGUUCCAAAAAAAGACGUCCAAGGUCUCACGUCUCAUGUCCAAGGAGACCGUCCUUCCUCCGGAUGGGCCGGCAGGGCCAGGGAAGGGCCCGCAGCAAGAGACAAGUCCCCUACUGUCAGCCUCACAAGAUGCUUGCGACAGUGAAUCGUCAGGAAGAACACCCUCUCCCAGGAAACCAGCCGCCGAAAGACAGAGUCACGUGACGGAGGAGAAGCCUAAUCAUUGCGAGCCCGUAAGAACUCAACCCCAGUCUCAGACGGUGCCCUCGGAGCCAGCAGAGGGAGACGCUGGCAAGGACCAAAAUGUCUUUCGCCACAACAGCACUGGCACGCCCGCGCUGAGUAACGGCAACGGCAUCCACCCUGGCAUCGGCAGGGCCAGGUCCACGCGUACAUGCUCCUGCGGUGGCAACAUCAGUGCGGGCGCCGCCACGGGUGGAUCCGGCCCUGGCACGAGAUCAGCGGCGGCCUUGACGACGACGACGGAGCAGCCCAGGAAGCAGCCGUCCAUGCCUGUGUCGCAGAGGGUGCAGACGAAAUUGAGGUCCAGCUUGUCAGUCAACAGUGACGGCAGCAGACACAGUAAAGGCAGUUCCACGGGGUCUCAGAAACCUCCUUUACCAGAGGACUGCUGCGUCCACUGCAUCUUGGCCUGCCUGUUCUGCGAGUUCCUGACACUUUGCAACAUGGUGGCCACGCAGGCCUCAUGCGGCGCGUGCACGUCGGAGGCCUGCUGCUGCUGCUGCUGCGCCGACGACCUGGGCGACGACUGCAACAGCCCCUGUGACAUGGGCUGUGGCAUCAUGGACGCCUGCUGCGAGUCUUCAGAUUGCCUGGAGUUCUGUAUGGAGUGCUGCGGCAUCUGCUUCCCCACAUAGAGAGGCCUGCGCUGGUGUCUCUGCGGGGAUAACUGGACCCAGAACGGCAAAAUGGAGGGAAACUGCUGCUGCUGUCACUUUGAAUUCAGCAACAGACAGAGGGGAUUUGUGUGUGUGUGUGUGAUGGUUGACAUAUAUGUUUGUGAAUGUCCUUUUUUUAAUGUGUGAUGACUGUUCAGUGUGUGUGCAGGAGAAGGUGUGGCUGAGUAAAGCAUGGUUUGAAAGAUGUAUUUUGACACUGGGCUUCUCCAUCAAAAACAGCUCAGCAGGAGCUCGAAGUAACUCCAGAUAUAUGAACAUGACGGUUACAUCGUCAGUGUGUAGUAAGUUGUUUCUUCUAACGGCACAAUGAGUAGGAUUUGUAGGUUGCACUUUGUCAUCACAACAAAAAAAGUGUUGCCUCAGCGAGGGUUCCGGUGGUCCCCAAGUGGGUGAAAAACCAACGGCAGAUAAACUUUUGUUUUGCCUUGCUAUACAUGCGUUUUUUUUCAGGGAUAAAUCCGCCAUUUCCUUACCUUCUUUCUUGGCUGCAUGCGUGCGAACUGACACCCGGUCACUACGUUUUUACGAGGGUUGACGCCCCAAACACAGCAAAAUAAGGCAGAGGGCAGGGUCUCUGCAGAUACAGACACUACCAACACACGUCUAGAUGGUCAUAAGUGAUGAUUGAGAGGGAUUACUUUUGUAUGAGUCUAUACAUUUUUUUUUUUUAAGGAAAUCCUGCUUGUUGUGCUUUUUAAAGCUACUAAAAGGAACUGGAACUGAUUUUGACGGUCCCUGUGGACUAAAGUCAUAGCGUUUUCUAGCUCUAUAGCUCUUAUUUUAUUGCAGUAAGAUCUGAUAGUCUGCGGUAGCGAAGCCAGAUCUUGAGUCUGUCAGCGGCGGGUCGGUCGCUGACAAAGGCCCCGCUGGAGUCUGAGCUGAAGGACCUUCCGGUGAUUCUGCAUGAUGUCAUCCGAUUUCAUGCGGAAACGGACCCAAUAACUCUAUAGAAAUAGACAAUCUUCUCACUGAUGGUCUCGUUUACUUAUGUAGGUCAUAUAGAGGUAUCAGUAUUAAAUUGAGACUGUUUCAUACAGUCACUUUAGGUGUUCUCUCCUUUGCGUGAGACGUAUUAUCACAGACUGUCUUAAAGAUCAGGAAUGCUGUCUAAUUGUAUCUUAUCUUUUUAGUCAUUUUGAUGAAAAACUAAACGAUUUAUUUACUCUGAUUUUAUUUUUCAAUACAUGUUUUUUUAUGCUCAAAAUCUGAGGUUACAGUCUUUGUACUGUACAACACUGUAAAAGGUUUAUGGGACACUUCAUACAUUCUUAGUUGCAUACUGUGGUUUUGCAACACAGACUCUCAUAUACAGUUAUCUACUGUAGCGCUGUAGAACAGUUGAAACUGGUGAAUUAUCAAAGGUGAAAUGCAUCACAAAUGCUACUUUCUAAAACCAAAAGGAACGAACGUGCCUUAUUUAGGUUGUUUUUUUACUUUUCUAUUUCAAGCAUUCCUUUUUAAUUGAAGUUGUUACAGGAAAAAAAAAUGCACACAAUUGCUGAAAUCAAUGAAAACAUCUUUUAUCAACACAUCUCACAUCUCUCCUGAUUUGGCAGUGUUUGAAGCUUUGGGAUUACUGGAAAUACAGCGAAGAUACUCAAAGAGAAAUAACAUCUCACAGCAGCGUAAAGAUAAACAAUGUGUUUCUGUCUCUCUCUACGAGUCCUACUCUAAUUUUAGCCAUCAACAAUUAGGCUUUUGUCAGCUGCGUAUGGUACUUCUUUUCUGUGAUGCUGUUUCACAUACAUACUGUGUAAAUAUGUUGAACUGCACUCCGUUCACGAGGGGGUUUGAUAUGGAAUUAAAAAACGGUGACCCUCAUGCCACAUAAGCGGCUUUCGGGUAUCAAGCCUAGUGACUCACAAUACAAAAAAAAAGGAAUCAUGAACUGUCAUGUUGAACUGGUAAACUAUGAGUUUGUGGUGAAUCACCAGUCGAGUCAUUUUCUUGUCUUGGAGAUCCGCUUUGAUGUUUAAGUGAUGAUACUUAACGCUGGGCCUUCAUUAGCACCGCUUGCUAACCGGUUACAAAAAGAUGUCCCUUCCUAACGCCAACAAAGAUAAUGUGCUGUCAUGUACGGAUCGUCUUAAUGGCGCACUGUUACCGUGUCUAAGGAGGGUGGAUAGGCACCUCUGCAGCACAUUCUGAGCAGAAAGUAAAACCUCAUGUUUAUGAUUAACUCACGCCAAGAGUGUCAAAAAACAUUAUAGAUAAUGUGAAGAAUUCAUCUAAAAAAGAGAAAUGUAUACAUUGCUAUGUGGCUACAGUAGUUGUCUGAUACUAUACUAUGUUGUAUGUUUCUCUUCUUAUUCUGUGCCGGACACUUGAUCUGUCUCAUUUUCAUCUCGAUUCGUUAACUUAGAGCUCACAGCUCAUUUUUCUCAGUUUUGUACAUUUAUCUUCAAUCUCAAAGAGAAAAGUUUCGAAAAAAUAAAACGUUUGUUUGUUUUGCACAUGCUCUUUUAGUCAAUUCAUUGUUUGUGUCUGUCGUCUUCCUCAUUCCGUUCCAGUUGUCAGGAUGGCAAACUCUUCUCAAUCCAAUCGAGCAGAUAAAAGACACUGUUGUCUUUGUUUUCACUUGAUGCUUGAGGCUCCGUCCACUGACUGACCAAACAGUGAUUUCUACGGUUCAACACUUGUGUCAGGCAUGCAGGGAGUUACGGUAACAUCUGGAAAUAUUCUAGUAAUUACAUCGAAUAGGGAUCCAGCAAUUAGGCAACUAUUUUCAUUGUUAAAUAAUCCUUUUAGCUAAGCGAACUAAGCGAAAAUGCCAACAGUUUCUGGUUCCAGCUUCUCUAGUCUUGCGCUUCUUUGGUAUAUAUAUGAGGAUGUAAUGAAUAUCUUUGGGUUUUGAAACAAGACAUUUAAAUACUGUCCUUGGGCUGCGGGAAAUUAUAAUGGGCAUUUCUCACCAUUUUCUGGCGGAUUAUAGACCGACCGGUUAGUCGAUUAGUCAAGAGAAAAUAGAUUGAAAAUGCAGUAUUGUUUUUGUUGAUGGUGAAUGUAAUUUAACAACACUUCCAUACUGGAGCUGUCGCCAUUUCCCGCAACUGUAUUAUUUGUUUCCUAAAAAACAGUUUUGCUGCUGUAGCUGUAUCUCCGUACCUGCUUGCCAUUGCUAAACCUCUACUAUUAUUGCAGCAACUGGUUGCAGACACUGCACCCUUGAAUUAUAUCAUAAUGCCAAACUUGCAUCUCUCUUAUGGGGAGACUUGCAUGCUCUGAACGCUGGGUUGUAUUUACUUAUUUCUCUUGUAAGUGAGGCCGCAGAAAGU